ACUUCCGCCAUCCCUAAAGAUGGCGCCGGCGGAAGGGGCAGGAUACUGCCCGGUGGCGAUGGCGGCGUCGAGGCUGGAGCUGAACCUGGUGAGGCUGCUGUGCCGCUGCGAGGCAAUGGCAGCGGAGAAGCGGGACCCAGAUGAAUGGCGUCUGGAGAAGUACGUGGGGGCCCUGGAGGACAUGCUUCAGGCCCUGAAAGCCCAAACCAGCAAACCGGCCUCUGAGGUGAUCAAUGACUAUUCCCGCAAAGUGGAUUUUCUGAAGGGGAUGCUCCAGGCAGAAAAGCUGACCUCCUCCUCAGAGAAGGCACUGGCCAACCAGUUCCUGACUCCUGGUCGAGUGCCAACCACAGCCAGAGAGCGUGUGCCUGCCACCAAGACAGUGCAUCUGCAGUCCCGGGCUCGGUACACCAGCGAGAUGCGGAGUGAGCUGCUAGGCAUGGACUCUGCCGGAGAGCCCGAGCGCGAUGUGAGGAAGCGAAGCGGGGUGGCAGGGCCCAGGCCGGCAGAUGAGAAGCAGUCAGCAGCUGAGCUGGACCUCGUCCUACAACGCCACCAGAACCUCCAGGAAAAGCUGUCAGAGGAGAUGCUAGACCUAGCCCGGAGCCUCAGGACCAACACGCUGGCCGCCCAGAGCGUCAUCAAGAAGGACAACCAGACGCUGUCCCACUCACUCAAGAUGGCUGACCAGAACCUGGAGAAGCUGAAGACGGAGUCCGAGCGGCUGGAGCAGCACACGCAGAAGUCGGUCAACUGGCUGCUCUGGGCCAUGCUCAUCGUCGUCUGCUUCAUCUUCAUCAGCAUGAUCCUCUUCAUCCGCAUCAUGCCCAAACUCAAAUAAAGACCCGGCCGCACCAUGCCUGGCUCUCUGCCCUCACCCCGCCCAGGGGUCCCAGUGGGAUGGAAGACAAGACGGGAGGUCGUGAGAAGUCUCCAGCCACACAGUGGAUGAGCAGGGAGGAAGCAGCUCAGGCUUUGGGGGGCUGGGGGUUGGCUGACAGCAAACACCCCCAGUGUCUGUCACACUCUGAACGAGGCCAGGCCCAGGAGAGGGAUGUGGUGGCACCCCUGCAGUCCUAGCUACUGAGGAGGCUGAGGAGGGAGGAUCACUUGAGCUCAGGAGCCACCUGGACAACACAGCAAGACCCGUCUCAAAAGAAUAAAAAUCAAAAACAAAUUUUAAGAAUUCCUUUCCUAUAUACUACACAUAUAUAGCUGCAAAAUACAUUGGAGGAUCCCAUUUAUAAUAGUAGGAUAAAAGAUACACUAGACAAUUAAACUAGUUUCCUUGAUCUAUGAAGAACUAAAACUCAACAAGGAAAAAAAUGCAGGAUGUGAACACAAAAAGAAAUACAAACGGCUUCUAAACUUUUUCAGCAAAUUAGGUGAAAUCUAAACCUCUAAAAAUACACUUGACAGAAUGGAUCACACAGGUGCUGGCAAGAUGAUGGGAAAAUCCCUCUUUCUCUGCAUAAAUGAUACAAACACCAAAGAAUAGCUUGGCAGGAUCUCCAAGUUUAAAAUACACAGAUCCCUUUGCCCUACUGAUUCCAUUUCUAGGAAUUUAUCCAACAGAUUACCCACAGGUAGCCAAAGAACUUUUGCCAAAGAUACUUUUUGCAGUAUUGUUUGCAAUGAGAAAAACAUAUUUGGUUGUCUUUGAAUUAGGAUCUCUCCAGGGGACAUAACUGCUGUCUCUGGGGACAAGCUUAGGGUUUGGGAGUUUUGUUUGUUUUCCUCUGAGGAUGGGAGGACCCAGGGCGUCAAAUACGAUAGGCAAGCACUCUACCACGUACUACACCCCCAGCCCUUUUUAUAUUAACACAGGAUCUCGGAAGGUGCUGAGGCUAGUCUUGAACUUGCAAUCCUGCUUCUGCCUCCCAAGUCGCUGGAAUUACAGGAGGGCACUACUGAACCCGCCUUUAUUGCCUUUUCUAUUUGAAUUUUCAAACAUGCCCUACCAGUUAUUUAAAGAGAUACUUUUUAAAAAAAAUAGUGGCUGUCUUGCUCGCACGCCUGGAAUCCCAGCGGCUGGGGAAGCUGAGACAGGAGGAUCAUGA
Messenger RNA from Sciurus carolinensis (gray squirrel), 2060 nucleotides. RefSeq names its product unconventional SNARE in the ER 1 (gene Use1). The transcript is spliced from 8 exons. The record is from RefSeq and is a predicted model, not a curated record. The coding region runs from base 20 to 841 and encodes 273 amino acids. Gene Ontology annotation, molecular function: SNAP receptor activity. Gene Ontology annotation, biological process: retrograde vesicle-mediated transport, Golgi to endoplasmic reticulum. Gene Ontology annotation, cellular component: SNARE complex; endoplasmic reticulum. Lineage: Eukaryota; Metazoa; Chordata; Mammalia; Rodentia; Sciuridae.